CCUUCUACAGAUUCUUUCUUUCUGUUCCGCUAGUGACAGAGGCCAAGCAAGAAUUAAUAACCUACCCUCAGCCUCAGAAAACAUCCAUACCAGCACCAUUGGAAAAACAGCCCAACCAGCCCCUAAGAGCAACUGAUAAGGAACCUGAACCCAGGAAGAGGGAAGAAGGACAAGAGUCACGCUUAGGACAUCAAAAGAGAGAAGCAGAAAGGUAUCUGCCUCCUUCUCGAAGGGAAGGGCCAACUUUCCGAAGAGACCGAGAGAAGGAGUCAUGGUCUGGAGAGACACGCCAGGACGGAGAAAGCAAAACCAUCAUGCUAAAGCGUAUCUAUCGUUCUACACCACCUGAGGUGAUAGUAGAAGUGCUGGAGCCCUAUGUCCGCCUUACUACUGCCAACGUCCGUAUCAUCAAGAACAGAACAGGCCCUAUGGGACAUACCUAUGGCUUUAUUGACCUCGACUCCCAUGCGGAAGCUCUUCGUGUGGUGAAGAUCUUACAGAACCUUGAUCCACCAUUUAGCAUUGAUGGGAAGAUGGUAGCUGUAAACCUGGCCACUGGAAAACGAAGAAAUGAUACUGGGGACCAUUCUGACCACAUGCAUUACUAUCAGGGUAAAAAAUAUUUCCGAGAUAGGAGGGGAGGUGGCAGAAAUUCAGACUGGUCUUCAGAUACAAAUCGACAAGGGCAACAGUCAUCAUCUGACUGCUACAUAUAUGAUUCUGCUACUGGCUACUAUUAUGACCCCUUGGCAGGAACUUACUACGACCCCAAUACCCAGCAAGAAGUCUAUGUGCCCCAGGAUCCUGGAUUACUUGAGGAAGAAGAGAUCAAGGAAAAAAAACCCACCAGUCAAGGAAAGUCAAGUAGCAAAAAGGAAAUGUCUAAAAGAGAUGGCAAAGAGAAAAAAGACAGAGGAGUGACGAGGUUUCAGGAAAAUGCCAGUGAAGGGAAGGCCCCUGCAGAAGACGUCUUUAAGAAGCCCCUGCCUCCUACUGUGAAGAAGGAAGAGAGUCCCCCUCCACCUAAAAUGGUAAACCCACUGAUCGGCCUCUUGGGUGAAUAUGGAGGAGACAGUGACUAUGAGGAGGAAGAAGAGGAAGAACAGACCCCUCCCCCACAGCCCCGCAUAGCACAGCCUCAGAAGCGCGAAGAGCUCACCAAGAAGGAGAAUGAAGAAGACAAACUCACUGACUGGAAUAAACUGGCUUGUCUGCUCUGCAGAAGGCAGUUUCCCAAUAAAGAAGUUCUGAUCAAACACCAGCAGCUGUCAGACCUGCACAAGCAAAACCUGGAAAUCCACCGGAAGAUAAAACAGUCUGAGCAGGAGCUAGCCUAUCUGGAAAGGAGAGAACGAGAGGUAAACUUUGGUGACCUGUUACUCCCUUGAGUCUCAGCUCUUUUUGCUUUCUAAUACAGACUUCAUAGGCUAUGCUGAUCCCUCCUUAU
This is a messenger RNA of Piliocolobus tephrosceles (Ugandan red Colobus), 1447 nucleotides long. RefSeq names its product RNA-binding protein 6. The annotation marks the transcript as partial. Gene Ontology annotation, molecular function: RNA binding. The transcript is spliced from 10 exons. Gene Ontology annotation, cellular component: nucleus. NCBI's taxonomy places the organism in Eukaryota, Metazoa, Chordata, Mammalia, Primates, Cercopithecidae. The record is from RefSeq and is a predicted model, not a curated record. Gene Ontology annotation, biological process: mRNA splicing, via spliceosome.